This is a messenger RNA of Aspergillus uvarum CBS 121591, 810 nucleotides long. RefSeq names its product DUF1183 domain protein. NCBI's taxonomy places the organism in Eukaryota, Fungi, Ascomycota, Eurotiomycetes, Eurotiales, Aspergillaceae. Gene Ontology annotation, cellular component: endoplasmic reticulum membrane. The annotation marks the transcript as partial. The record is from RefSeq and is a predicted model, not a curated record. Gene Ontology annotation, biological process: regulation of store-operated calcium entry. The transcript has a single exon.
CCCAUCAUGCACCACUCACGCCUAUUACAGUUCCUCCUCCUUCUCCUAUCACAGCCGCUCCUAGCAUACGCCCGACCACAGCAACCACCAGGCAGAGAUGCUAUCCUCCUCUCCCGCGUCCACUCGCUCACUCUGCGCGCAAAUCGCCUAACCACCUCCCGACGCGUGUCGCCCAUCCCUCAGUUGAAAUGCAUCGGUCCCUCCAAGCGCAUCUGCAACCUAUACCCCAUCGAAACGAUGCGAUGCACAAACGAAGGUUACGACUACGACGAAGAGGACAUCCAAUGGACCUGCACUGCCUCGCUCCCACCGGAGUUCAAGCUUGGAUCAACCGACGUAGUGUGCGAGGGUUACAGGGAUGCUGAUGAUAAAUGGGUCUUGAAGGGAAGCUGCGGUGUUGAAUAUCGCUUGUUGUUGACGGAGUUGGGAGAAGAGCGCUUCGGCUCAGGAAGGCAGGAUAGCGAUUUCUGGCCUGCAGACGUCGACCUAUCUGGCUGGAGGGGCGUGUUUUCCACACUGGGCAAUUUGGUUUUCUUUGGAUUCAUGGUGGCGUGUUUCUUCCUGAUAAUGCUGCCCAUGCUGAGAGAUUGUUUUGGCCUACGCGGAGGUCGACGAGCUGAAGGGCUCGGUCGCGGCUGGGGUGGGUGGGGAGGAGGAGGUGGUGGUGGUGGUGGUGGCGGCGGUGGAGGCUCCUACCCUCGUGGCCCUCCCCCUCCCUAUACCAGUUCAAGUUGUCCGGAUCCUGCUCCUGCCUCUGAACCAUGGAGACCUGGGUUUUGGACAGGUGCUUUGGGCGGCGCUGCGGCUGGC